This is a messenger RNA of Tetranychus urticae (two-spotted spider mite), 465 nucleotides long. It is a transcript of the gene RpL37a, whose product is annotated as ribosomal protein L37a. Gene Ontology annotation, biological process: translation. Gene Ontology annotation, cellular component: ribosome; cytosolic large ribosomal subunit. NCBI's taxonomy places the organism in Eukaryota, Metazoa, Arthropoda, Arachnida, Trombidiformes, Tetranychidae. Gene Ontology annotation, molecular function: RNA binding; structural constituent of ribosome. The record is from RefSeq and is a predicted model, not a curated record.
UUUUUAAAUAGAUGGCGCUGCAGAAAUAGCUGGUAUAUGCAGCUUUCCGUUUCCUUUUUAAGUUUGGUUGUAUUCUAGUUACUUAUUGAGUGUUUAAUUAAUCUUUAUCAUAGUUUGAAAAAAAUUUAAUUUAAUCAUGACCAAAGGUACAUCAUCAUUUGGUAAGCGGCGAAAUAAGACCCACACUUUGUGCAGACGGUGUGGCCGAUCUUCAUAUCACAUUCAGAAAUGUAAAUGUGCAUCCUGUGGUUACCCUGAUAGAAGGAUAAGAAAGUUUAACUGGUCUGUUAAGGCUAUUCGUAGGAAGACCACUGGUACUGGACGAUGCCGACACUUGAGAAGAGUCCACCGACGUUUCCGAAAUGGCUUCCGUAGUGCUCCAAUCAAAGCUCCUCAACAACAGACCGCUGCAACCAAUUAAUUUGUUUCAAUAGCUACGAUUUAAUAAACGAUAAAUUAACCGGA